ACAUAUGCAGCACACAACGGGAAUAAAAGUUUAAAAAUCCCAGAAACAUAGUUCAGUAUAUUUCAACAUCUCCUACAAAAUGUAUUGGACGCAGUAUUUCGAGAACGUUGUAUCGAUAGCAGUAUUUUUUAUCUUGGCAUUGCAGCAAAGCUCUGCAAGUGCAACGGGAACAGGAAUAGCAGCAGCAGCUGCUACAAAUGUGACCAAUGGGUUUUAUAUAGAAACAACAAAGGGUAAUUGGUUCCAAGCAUUCAAUGGAUGUUCCAUUAAACGCAUGAAUCUGGUGGUGUUGGAUACCAAAGAUAAAACCGACAAAUUAAUAAGGGAGCUCAAGAAAGUUUAUGGCAACGAUCAUCCCAACAUCUGGAUCGGCGGCAAUGAUAAGGCGAAAAAUCGUGAAUUUAUGUGGAUUACUGCCAAUAAACCGUUUACCUAUACGAAAUGGGCUCCUGGCCAGCCGGACAAUAAACGAGGCAAAGAACAUUGUGCCAUGCUGUGGGAGAAUCAUAACUAUCAGUGGAAUGAUGGAGAUUGUUUGUCUAAAAUGAUUUAUGUCUGUGAAGAAAGAAAAUAAAAUACUUUGGGAUUGCAGACAAAUAAUUAAAUAAUUAAAAGAAAAUGUUUUAUGGAACUCUUUUUCAUUAAUUAAAUAACAAAAUUAUAUUUGUGUGUAAAUAAAGCAGUUAAAAAGUAUAAA
This is a messenger RNA of Musca domestica (house fly), 697 nucleotides long. Its product is annotated as lectin subunit alpha-like. The coding region runs from base 80 to 574 and encodes 164 amino acids. The transcript has 3 exons. Gene Ontology annotation, molecular function: signaling receptor activity. The record is from RefSeq and is a predicted model, not a curated record. NCBI's taxonomy places the organism in Eukaryota, Metazoa, Arthropoda, Insecta, Diptera, Muscidae.